Messenger RNA from Chaetura pelagica (chimney swift), 1065 nucleotides. RefSeq names its product dynein, cytoplasmic 2, light intermediate chain 1 (gene DYNC2LI1). Gene Ontology annotation, molecular function: dynein heavy chain binding. Lineage: Eukaryota; Metazoa; Chordata; Aves; Apodiformes; Apodidae. Gene Ontology annotation, biological process: intraciliary retrograde transport; intraciliary transport involved in cilium assembly. Gene Ontology annotation, cellular component: axoneme; cytoplasmic dynein complex; ciliary basal body. The record is from RefSeq and is a predicted model, not a curated record. The transcript has 13 exons. Bases 1 to 1065 code for a protein of 354 amino acids.
AUGCCUAGAUCCUAUGAUACUUUAUGGGAUCUUGCUGUGGCUGAAGUAGAGAAGAGAGAAAACCCUGAUGACACUGGCAAGCACGUGGAAGUUUUGGAAAAAUCAGUAUUAUUUAUGGGAAACAAAAACGGGGGAAAGACCACUAUUAUGCUGAGGUGUCUGGAGAGGGAAGAGAGUCCAAAGCCAACAUUAGCCCUGGAAUAUACUUUUGGAAGAAGGGCAAAGAGACACAAUACACCUAAAGAUGUAGCUCAUUUUUGGGAACUAGGUGGUGGAACCUCAUUAAUGGAACUGAUUCGAAUACCAAUCACUAGCAACAAUGUAAGGUCAUUUUCUGUAGUUCUUGUAUUGGAUUUGUCCAAACCUAAUGAACUCUGGACUACUAUGGAGAAACUUCUGCAGGUCACCAGGAACCAUGUGAACAAAAUUUUGACCAAACUAGAAAAGACAAAUCCUAAAGUAGCUACUGAAAUGAAACAGAGGAUGCAAAACAAUCUGCAGAAGGAUCAUCCGGAUUAUGAGUUAGUUGACCCUUUUCCAAUACCUUUGGUGAUAAUUGGAAGCAAAUAUGAUGUUUUUCAUGAGUUUGACUCUGAAAUGAGGAAAAUAAUAAGCAAGACACUUCGAUUUAUUUCACAUUAUUAUGGAGCAUCAUUAGUGUUUACCAGUAAAUCUGAGGCUCUCCUGAUGAAAGCUCGUGUUCUUAUUAAUCACUUGGCCUUUGGCUAUGAUAAAAGCAAGUCUGUAUCAGUGGAUCACAGCAAACCUCUGUUUAUACCAGCAGGCCUGGAUUCCUUGAGCCAAAUAGGACCACCGCCUGCCUCUGAUCCUGACAUUGGGAAGCUGCGUGCAAACACACCACUGGAACUGUGGAAGAAAGUGUUUGAGAAAACAUUUCCUCCCAAGAGUCUCUGCGAUUUGCAGGAUACCAAGGACCCUGCACAGGAUUCGCAAUAUGCUGAAUAUGAAGUUGAUGUCAUGAGAGCUCAGAAAAAGCAGGAACUUGAACAAUAUAAAAGAAAUGCCUCUAAAUCCUGGAAGGAAAUGGAUUUUGACCCUGAUUGA